GGGACGUUCUGAGAUCCUGGUCCAUUGCCAUGCCGCCACACUUCCUCACAAGCAACUUCCGCGUCGCCUUUGAGGAGUAUUUUAAGCCCGACCAGCAACGCGCCUCCGUCGACAACCUCAUCGCAUACAUCGAGGAGGUGCGCGGCAUGUCCGAGGAGCGGCGGCGCGACCUCGACAUCCUCCGGCCCCAGGACACGACCCAAGAGCAGAUCGACGCGCGCAUCGCCGCGUACCUCGACAAGUGCUACUGGCAGCUGGCGCAGUUCUACAGGUACUCUGUCCCGUGCCGCAUCGCAGAGGCCGAGCCGAGCCUGCGCGAGGUCGUCCGGUACGCGCAGACCAAGGGCGGGAAGAAGGACGUCGCGCCCGAGCUCUUCCUCGCCGUCGCGAUCCACAAGGUCCCGGGCAAGGAAGAAGAGGCGAACGCGCUCUUCUCGUCUGCCUUCGCUCACUUCGACGAGCACGGGCAGCCCGGGCUUGGGCCGCGGUCGGAGCUGUGGGCACGGGCUGCUUGGGCACGACUGCUGAGGCGGACGGGAAAGGUGCGCGAGGCAGAGGCGCAGGAGCAAACUAUCGUUGAUUGGAUCGUGUCACACCCAGCGGUAUUGACCCCGGCGAAGCUCAGCGUCCUCGUCAAGGAUGACGGAGACGAGGGCGUCCUCGGUAACAUCGGCGAGUAUCCGGAGGUAAAGCUCGCAAUUGAGAAGGCCCGCCAACGUGGUAGGAGCACCGAAGAUUGAUGCCAGAGAUCGUGUGUAUGUGCACAUUGCCUUCCCUGUGCGACGCUGCUUCGUGUGGAUUGGAUGGAUAGUAUACCCCGCUGUUCCUUUGGCUCACCCAAUGGCCCACCUCUGUGCGAAUCACGUCGGGACCUUGUUAAGUGACCUCGCUACUAUCACAACGGCACUGCCCACAACUACAGAAAUCGAUGAGGCGCUACAUAUGUCUUU
This is a messenger RNA of Dichomitus squalens LYAD-421 SS1, 950 nucleotides long. RefSeq lists its product as uncharacterized. The record is from RefSeq and is a predicted model, not a curated record. NCBI's taxonomy places the organism in Eukaryota, Fungi, Basidiomycota, Agaricomycetes, Polyporales, Polyporaceae. The coding region runs from base 30 to 740 and encodes 236 amino acids. The transcript is spliced from 3 exons.